AUGAAUAUCAUUCAAAACGUUCAACAGCUCAAAGAGUUUCUGUCAGUUUACAACACUCUUACCGAACGUUGCUUUAACUUUUGCAUUCGGGACUACACGAAUCCAAAAUUAACAAACGAAGAGGAUUCGUGCGUGAAUCAAUGCAUUACUAAGCAAUUAUUGGUGAACCGUCGUUUUAUGCUAGUUUUUGGCGAUCAAGCUCCAAAAGUUCUUUUCAAACAAGGAGAACCAUCACCAACCGAGGCAGUUUUACAACCGCAAACUCCUGUAGCUGAUAAUCUGCAAUGA
This is a messenger RNA of Caenorhabditis bovis, 288 nucleotides long. NCBI's taxonomy places the organism in Eukaryota, Metazoa, Nematoda, Chromadorea, Rhabditida, Rhabditidae. The record is from the annotation of a GenBank genome assembly.